Molecule: messenger RNA, 1415 nt
Organism: Monopterus albus (swamp eel)
Lineage: Eukaryota; Metazoa; Chordata; Actinopteri; Synbranchiformes; Synbranchidae
Gene: zfand2a
Product: zinc finger, AN1-type domain 2A
Exons: 11
Coding region: 289-1170 (293 amino acids)
Biological process (GO): proteasome-mediated ubiquitin-dependent protein catabolic process; protein targeting to ER
Cellular component (GO): endoplasmic reticulum; cytoplasm
Molecular function (GO): zinc ion binding
Source: RefSeq, a predicted model, not a curated record
GAGCGUGCAUGGCACAUUAAAACUGGACUCAACCAUUCACGAUGAAAACAAGACACCUCAGAGUUACUGUGGCUACAGAUAGCGGAGCUCAAGUAUCUGUGGUUGAACCGCUGUCGAAAAGCCACAAUCAAGUACGAGUUAGCCUGGAUAAUUAAGACAAAAUCAUUGCCUUCAACAGUAACACAAAAGACCGAAGAACGGGGUUUGACCAGGACCAAAACCAGCGUCACAUUUAAGGAUACUGAUAUUUCUCCACUGUCAGCUGUAGAGGAUUUUUUUUUUCUAGCGAUGGAGUUUCCAGAUUUAGGAGAGCACUGCUCAGAGAAGACCUGCAAAUGUUUAGAUUUUCUUCCUAUGAGAUGUGACGCCUGUCAAGAGAUUUUCUGCAAGGACCACAUAACCUAUGCAAGUCACAAGUGCACAUCAUCUUACAGAAAGGAUGUUCAGGUUCCAGUGUGCCCUUUGUGCAACACACCCAUUCCCAUCAAAAGAGGAGAAAUGCCCGACAUUAAAGUUGGUGAACACAUUGAUCGCGACUGCAAAUCAGACCCUGCACAAAGAAAGAGAAAGAUUUUUACAAAUAAAUGUUCUAAGGGAGGCUGUAAGCAGAAGGAAAUGAUACGAGUGACCUGUGACCAGUGCCAUUUAAAUUACUGUCUUAAACACCGGCACCCAUUAGACCAUGAUUGUAAGACUGAUGGAAAGCCCCUGUCCAAAUCUGGACAUGCUGCUGUAAUGAGGGCACAAGGCGCUGCUUCCUCCUCCUCAGCUUCUGGUUCUAGGUCCUCUGCUACAGGCAACUCUAGACCUCUUUCUAAUGGUGUGAGUGCAAAUAACAUAGGCCACAACAGUGGUUCUACCCCACGGAUUCCUACUUCAGUUUCAGCACAGCAUGUAAUGCCACCCUCGGCAUCAUUUCAUGCCGGCAUGACAGAGGAGCAGGCUUUACAGAGGGCUCUGGAGAUGUCUUUGGCUGAUUCAAGGCAGCCAGUCCAGCCAGCCCUUAGGAGCAGGAGGAUCUGGCUCUCGCUCAGGCUCUCGCUGCCAGUGAAGAAGAGUACAGACGCCAGCAGCAGAGACAACAGGUACCUGGAAAGCUUAGCCGUCAGUAGCAUGCUAACAGGAACACAUGGGAGAGAGCCCAAACAGUCCAGCUGUAGCCUUUCGUAAUCUUGGACCAUUUAGACUUCAAGAUGUGCUGAUGAUCUACUAGAAACUACACAUCAGGAUCAAUGAUUGCUAUAUGAAGAAAAACUCUUUGCUGAAAUUUUACCACCUUUUAACAUUAUAUACUUCCCCAGCAGGAUCUGUCAUUUUUAGUAAUGAUUGCCUCUGUACAUAUUUUAUAUGUUGAUCAUCAUUAAUCCAUUAUAUUACCAUAUAUGAAUAUUAAAUAAAUUAUUUCAAUGAUGUAC